AAAGGUAGUUUAACAUUCGUAAUAGACGAUACGUUGUCCAUGGGAGGUGAAAUAGGGCAAGUGCGGGAAGAAGUUAACAUUAUAUUUGAUAAAGUGCUAAGUUCAAACGCUUCGCAAAUAGAAAAUUUUGUGCUCGUCACUCUAAAUGAUCCGGAAACUGUACUGCGUACCGUUACCAAAGACCCGAAAGAAUUUAAAAGAGCUGUAGAUGCAAUACAUCUUCAUUCGUUCGGCAGGCCGGAUUGUGCAGAAGCUGCUAUGGCAGGCAUUAACUUAGCACUUCGAAGUAGUAUGCCCCACUCGUAUUUGUACGUUUUCACUGAUGCAUCAGCUAAUGACUAUGCAUUGUAUGAUCAGGUUACAAGUCUUGCACACAAAAUGCAGAGCCAGAUUGUAUUUCUAUUGACUGGCGAUUGCGGUGAUAGAAGUACACCUGAAUACCAAGUGUAUCACAAAGUGGCAGAGGCUACGUCAGGACAAGUCUUUAAUAUGUACAAACAUGAACUGAAAGAUAUAUUGAAAUAUAUUGAGGAGUCUAUUACAGGCAUAGGAAGCAAGAUUGUAGACACAAAAUUUGAACCCGGCUAUGGUAAAAAUCUAACAUAUACCGUCGACUCUCACACUGGAGAUAUACUGGUAGCUAUAACUGGAGAUGAACCCAAAAUAGGAAACGCAAUUGGUCCCAGUGGAAGUCGGCCUUAUACAGAACACAUAGUAUCAGAAAAAAAAGAAAUGGCGGUGGCGAAGGUGACGGGUGCGAUGCCAGGAGAACACGUCGUGCCGGUCGGAAAAGGGAAUGUUCACAUGGGUGUCAAGGUACUCGGGACAGGAGUUAAACUUGAGACAGUUAAAAUACUUGGAAUGAAGGGUGAAGUUAUCGAGGAACUAAAAUUAGAACUAGUCGAUGAAAAAACGCAAUUCUACCGGACACCGUCAUUUAGCCCACCGUCUACUAUGUUUAGUGUAACUAUAAAUGGAUAUGACAUCGAAACUAAAUCGCCAGUGACGAGAAAAAGUUCAACACCUAUAUCUAGACAAGAUUUGUCCACAGAGGAAAAAGUUGAAACAGCACCAGUAGUAACGAUUGAUGGUGACUCGUCAAUAACUCUAUACGAUGAUGAUCCGUUAGAACUGACUUGUAAAGUUCACGCUUACCCCGAACCAGAUAUAAAAUGGGUGGAUAAGGAAUCUGGGAAUGCAAUUCUUGCUGAGACGAACAUCUUCGAAUUACCCUAUGAUUAUAUCAGUAUUUUAAAAAUAGACAAGGCAACCAAAAAUGCCACUUACGAAUGUAAAGCCAACAAUCGCAAUGGAAACGACGUUAAAGGCGUAGAAGUUAUGGCAAAAAGGAGAUUCUAUUUUUAUAUAAUCGAAUCUCCUAAAGAUAUUCGUAUAGAAUAUGCCAAAGAAGGUAAACUUGUUUGCAAGGUAUAUGCCUACCCAUCUGCGACUAUAAACUGGUAUAAAGAUGCAAAACCUUUGUCUAGUAGCAGCCGUAUUGAGAUAUCCAAAGAUCAGACAGUGGUGACCUUGAAAGACAUGCAACCAGGUAUGGAAGGAAAGUUCAUGUGUGAAGCAAGAAAUGAUAAAGAGAGGAAAGUAUUUUAUUCCAACGUUGAAAUAUUUGGUGUAGAAAAACCUGUUAUCGAUAAGACAAUAAACGAAAUCCGUGUCACAGAGAAAACAAAUGGCGAAUUAUCUUGCAGAAUUCUUAAGGGGAUCCCGAAACCAACUAUAGUCUGGUCCUUCCUAGGUUCGGGUACAAAAAUGUAUUUGAAACAAACUGGAGAGACCAUACAGUUGAAAAAUGCUCACAGAGGCCAAAGUGGCCUGUACACAUGUACAGCAAAAAACGUCUUGGGAUCUGAUAAUCACAACACAGAAUUGAUAGUAGAAUAUCCACCACGCAUAAAAAGUGAUGUAAAGGAAAUGAAGAUUUUGGAUGGCGAUAUAGCGAAGUUGCCAUGUGACGUGGAUGGAGUGCCAGCGCCAACGGUAUACUGGACAUUCAAUGGAAUCAAUGUAACAAGUACUUGGAGAACUCAAAUUACUACCGAUUAUAGUCUAAUAAUCAAAACCACUGUAGCUGACACUGGGCAUUAUGUUUGCCACGCAGAUAAUAAGAUUGGAAAAGAUGAAAGAAAAAUUAUUCUAAAAAUACAUCAAAAACCCGUUAUCGAUAAAUCAGUUGCCGAAAUCCGUGUCAGAGAGAAAUCAUAUGGCAAAUUGUCUUGUAGAAUUCUUAAGGGGAUCCCGAAACCAACUAUAAUCUGGUCCUUCCGAGGUUCGGGUACAAAAAAGUAUUUGAAACAAACUGGAGAGACCAUACAAUUAAAUAAAUGGGACACCUUACAGACUGAAAUCGAGAUCCUAUCUGACGAGCCACCAGUCGAGGAGGUUCCCGCGGAGCGUGUGCAGUUUGACAACGACUACUACCCGCUUGUGGCCCGAGCCAAGAGCCUACUUGCUGCCGGGAGGAAGGACAGCGAAUCUGCGGCGGAGUUCAGCGACGCAGAAUCAGGUGGGCGAGUAGAAUCUGAUACGACUGAAGGGGUUAAUACUACAGUGAGCGAAAACGAGAACAGUAACAUUAGUAGUGACAUACAACCGGAGAGAGCCAACCACCACACAGAUCAGAAGGCUUUCCAACUUCUGCAACAAUGUGCUCAGCCACCACAACCGGAAACUGAUUCUUACAUUGCUUUCGGGCAGUAUAUAUCUACUGAAUUGCGGAAAUAUGAUGCAGAUCGCUUGGAGCGCAUAUUUGGGAUCGCAAGUUUCCAAAAGUGGAUCGGCCUAAAACGAUCCACGAUCCACGCUCCGCGAUCCUGGAUCGCGGAUCGCGGGAUCGAUGGAUCGUUUGGUGUGGACCCGGCUAUUAAGAUACACAUGUUUUGUGAGUACAAGCUUUACAUCCCUGACGGUGCAAGACGACAAUCAUACAGCUUGCACAAGUUCCAAAAUCUGCUAAAGCCCUUUUUGAUAGUUAGCACAGACGGAUACAUCAUUGAUGUAAAAGGGCCGUACCCAGCCACGAAGACAGAUGCCAACAUAAUGAGCAGCAUUAUGAACGACUAUGAAAAUCCCAUACACGUUCUGUUGGAACCCAACGAUGUUUUUAUCCUGGAUCGUGGAUUUCGAGACAGCCUUGGCGAUAUUGAAGCUUGUGGAUAUGAAUACCACGUUCCACCUUCAAAGGACAGAGAAGAAUCUCAAUUAACUACCGCACAAGCAAACGAAUCCCGAAAGGUGACCAUGUGUGCCGAAGAAAUAAGGAGGAAGAUUGAUACACCCAAUAUUCUAUAUAAUUACGUAGAAACGAAACGACUGAACAAUAGAAGAGCAGACUUUGUGCGUCUAGAAGCAAAUGAUGUACAGUUCCCACAAUACACCGAAGAGCAGGUUAUUUUGUUGGCUUUAGGUACCUACCAAGUAAAGCUUGCACGAUCGUACUGCAGUGAGCACCUUCAAAAUGGAGUGUACACCAUUGAAGUAUACAGGCAAAAUGCUUUAGAAAUUAGAAGACUUGCCUGA
Messenger RNA from Spodoptera frugiperda (fall armyworm), 3534 nucleotides. RefSeq names its product hemicentin-2-like. Gene Ontology annotation, biological process: homophilic cell-cell adhesion. NCBI's taxonomy places the organism in Eukaryota, Metazoa, Arthropoda, Insecta, Lepidoptera, Noctuidae. The transcript has 23 exons. Gene Ontology annotation, cellular component: plasma membrane. The record is from RefSeq and is a predicted model, not a curated record. Bases 40 to 3534 code for a protein of 1164 amino acids.